This is a messenger RNA of Ochotona curzoniae (black-lipped pika), 637 nucleotides long. It is a transcript of the gene FBXO36, whose product is annotated as F-box protein 36. Gene Ontology annotation, biological process: SCF-dependent proteasomal ubiquitin-dependent protein catabolic process. The record is from RefSeq and is a predicted model, not a curated record. Gene Ontology annotation, molecular function: protein binding. NCBI's taxonomy places the organism in Eukaryota, Metazoa, Chordata, Mammalia, Lagomorpha, Ochotonidae. The coding region runs from base 71 to 637 and encodes 188 amino acids. Gene Ontology annotation, cellular component: SCF ubiquitin ligase complex. The transcript has 4 exons.
UGGAGCCCCGUGACCCCGGCCAAGCCCCGCCCCUUCCUGGUUGUCUUGGCGACGGCGGUGGCGUCCUAAGAUGGCGUCGUGGCUGCCAGAGACUCUGUUCGAGAUUGUCGGACAAGGCCCGGCGCCGAGCAAAGACUAUUACCAGUUGUUGGUCACCCGUUCUCAGCUCAUCUUCAGGUGGUGGAGGAUCUCUCUAAGGAAUGAGUAUCGAUCCACAAAACCUGGUGAGGCCAAAGAAACACACGAAGACUUUCUGGAGAAUUCACAUCUUCAAGUUCAAAUUGCCUUGAUCUUCGGUGCUGGGAUAUUAGACUACGUGUUCAACUUGUGCCAAGGGAAGUUUGACUUCCUGGAGCGGCUCUCCGAUGCGCUGCUCCUCAGCAUCAUCUCUUACUUGGAUCUGGAAGAUCUGGCCCGUCUUGCUCAAACGUCCCGCAGGUUUGCUAAGCUGUGCGCGUCUGACCAGCUGUGGGAGCGGAUGGUCAAGUCAGCCUGCGGCACCAUCACCCCCGACAUGAAGUCACUGGCGGACAAAGUGGGCUGGAGGCAGAUGUUCUUCGCCAACAAGUUCCAGUUCCUGCGGCAGCUGCAUAAGCAGAAACAAAGGCAGAGCACCCAGGGAGAGAAGCAGGUGUAG